AUGACAGCCAAAGUCCAGCCGGCCUGCCAGCCCGUCCAGCGUGGCGUCCUGUCCUUCCUGACGCUCAUCCCGGCCAUUGAAGACCCCGAAAAGUACCCGGCCAGGCAGAAAUGGAUGCUGACGACGAUCAUCGCGUUGGGAGGGCUGAUGACUCCUCUGAGCAGCGGCAUUUUGUUUCCCGUCCUGAUCGAUAUCGCGGAUAGCUUCCACACCACCGAAUCCGUCGUGAACCUGUCCAUUGCCUUUUCCUCGCUGGCGGUGGCCAUCACUCCGCUGUGGUGGUCGUACCUGGCGGAAUCGCACGGCCGGCGCCUCGUCUACCUGGUCUCGUUCCUGUUGCUGGGCGUGUUCAACGUGCUGGCCGCCGUGAGCGUCAACAUCGGCAUGUUCAUCGCCAUGCGGCUGCUGGCCGGCGCCGCGGGGGCUUCCCUGCAGUCCGUCAGCGCGGGCACCAUCGCCGACCUGUUCAAGGCCGAGGAACGCGGCAAGGCCAUGGGUCUGUCCAUGCUGGGGAUCAUGUUGGGGCCGAUGAUCGCGCCGAUCAUAGGCGGCGCCCUGGUCACCCGCUGGACGUGGAAGAGCACGCAGUGGCUGCUCACCGUCUACGGCUUUGCGCUGUUCCUGGUGAUGCUCUUGUGCAUGCCCGAGACGGCCACCCGGAUGGACGAAGUGCGCCGUUGUCGCGCCGAGGAACGAGCCUCGCAGGGGCCCGUCAUGCAGCGGCUGGGCGUGGUGCUGAAGCCGCUCGACGCCCUGACGCUGCUGCGCUUUCCCGGAGUCUUCAUCACCGUCCUGUACACGGGCGUCGUCUUCGGCACCUACUACAUGCUGUACAUCUCGCUCGAGGACGUCUUCUCGCAGCCGCCGUAUGCGUGGAGCGCCGUGCUGGUCGGCGUCGCGUACGUGCCGGGCGGGUUGGGCCUCAUCGUGGCGGCCGUGCUGGGCGGCCGCUGGACGGACAGCAUCAUGAAGCGCGCGGCGGUCAAAGCUGGCCGCUACGACGACGAGGGCAACCUGGUCGUCCAUCCGGAAGACCGCAUCGGCGAGAACGUCCUCGUCGCCGCCAUUCUGUACCCGGGGGCGUUGCUGUGGUGGGGAUGGACGGUGCAAUACCACGAAUUCUGGCUUGUUCCGCUCGUUGCAAACUUUGUGUACGGCUUCGCCGGGAUGAUCGUCACCAACGUGACGAUGACGAUGCUGACCGAGUUCGUGCCCAGACGGUCGACGAUGGGCGUCGCCGUCAACAACCUCGUGCGCAACAGUCUGUCGUGCGUGGCGGCGGUGAUUGCGCAGCCCAUGAUCAGCAACAUGGGCAACGGAUGGACCUUUACUGCCGUCUGUGUCUUCUGCAUCCUCUGUGGCCUGCCGUUGAUCCUGCUGCGAAUGAAGCGUGAAGAGUGGCAUGCCAGGAUGGCUGCCGUGGUGAAUUGA
Messenger RNA from Penicilliopsis zonata CBS 506.65, 1431 nucleotides. RefSeq lists its product as hypothetical. Gene Ontology annotation, molecular function: polyamine transmembrane transporter activity. Bases 1 to 1431 code for a protein of 476 amino acids. The transcript is spliced from 3 exons. Gene Ontology annotation, biological process: intracellular polyamine homeostasis; transmembrane transport. The record is from RefSeq and is a predicted model, not a curated record. NCBI's taxonomy places the organism in Eukaryota, Fungi, Ascomycota, Eurotiomycetes, Eurotiales, Aspergillaceae.